GGACCUUUGGAGCUGGGUGAGGCGCUGGGUGUGCUAAGGGACAGGGGGUCUUGGCAUUGAGGAUUUAAGGGCUCCAGACGCUAGUGAGAGGGUAGAGAAAGAGGCAGAAAGAAAAUGUGAUGAAUUGUCUAGGGGCGGCGAUGCUUUGGGAAACCGGGGGCUUCAGCGAGAUUUGGAGGGGGGAUGUGGAGGCCUCGUAGGGAGAGGGGAGGAGGGAGUUAUAGAGGAAAGGGGGCGUUUCGGAGCACGGGGUGGGGGGAAAGAGAGUUGCCUUGAGAGGAGGGGUAUAUGAGGAGCCUGUGGUGUAGGGGGAGCUUGAGAGGAGGUCGGGACUCGGAUGAGAAGUAGGGGUGACCCCCAUUUUUCAAAUGCUGAUUGGAUUUGGUAAUGGAGGCAGUACCCCACGGAGCAGGUGAUUAGGACCGGAAUGGUAUGGGGUGGUCUUCAUUUGUCUGAGGCGAGAGAGUCCAUGACAGAGCAGAACAGAACUGUCAGAUGGGGCCAAACAUCGUCCAAACCCUGUGCCUGGCCAGGGUCUGUUGUGGAAACACGGGUGACAAGUGCGGGUUAAUCCAAGGAGCUCUGGAUCUCCAGAAGACCAGGAAGAUUUUGUUUCUUUGAGCACCAUGGGCUUGAGGUUCAACCACCAUUUCCAGUUUUGGAUCCUGUGUACCUCCCAACAGAUUAAUUUUCCAGACACAUCAGAAAUCUGAACAACGAUCUGGUUAUUUGCUAAAACUGACUGAAACCACUAUUUAUCACAACAGUGGACUAAAUUAACAGUCUCCAAGUCAAAAGAUGAGGAAACUUAGGCAAACAGGUGUAAGUGACUUAACCAGGGCUACACAGUUAAGUGUCUGAAGCUGGACUUGAACUCAGGUCUUCCUGAUUCCAGGCCUGGUGCUCUAUCUACUGCACCACCUAGCUACCCCAGAGCUCUUAUUAAUGGACAUAUGCCCUUCCAGGAGGUAAAAGACAGAUAAAAGGUGCAAGAUUGUGCUGCCAAGAUAAGCCAUUCCCCCUACUACCUACCACCUUUGUGAAACCUCUUUGAGUCAUGGGUACUCGAGAAUAUAACCGCUUUGUGGAUCCAGACAAGAUGGAAGCUAUGAUUCCAGACCUAGGACCCAAGAACAUAAUUAAUGUAGACUUUCAGGAGAUAAAACAGUUGGCACGCCAAGGUUACUGGGCCAAAAGCCACAGUCUUAGGGGGAAGGUUUACCAAAGGCUGAUUGAAGAGAUUCCAUGUCGAACAGUCACACCUGAUGCCAGCGUCUACAGUGACAUUGUAGGAAAGAUUGUAGGCAAACGAAGCACCGCUAGCCUUCCUUUGCCUGAGUUUGUGGAAAAUAGUCUGGCCCCAACCUACUGCCUGAAUCCACAGGGAGAAGAAGCUGUUCAAAAGAUCCUUCUUUGUAUUGCUAACCAGUUCCCCGACAUUUCCUAUUGCCCAACACUCCCAGCCAUUGUCGCCCUACUUCUGCACUAUAGCAUUGAUGAAGCGGAGUGUUUUGAGAAAACUUGUCAUAUAUUGGCUUGCAAUGACCCCAAUAAGAGGUUUAUUGACCAGAGCUUUCUUGCCUUUGAGACUUCCUGUAUGACAUUUGGGGACCUUGCUACCAAAUACUGCCAGGCAGCCCACAGGCUAUUAGUAGAAGCAUCAGAGGAUGUAUUUCAGGUCUAUUCUGACUGGCUGCGGUGGCUCUUUGGGGAUCUCCCACUCAGUUACUUUGCUCGAGUCUUUGAUGUCUUCCUGGUCGAGGGUUACAAGGUACUUUACAGAGUUGCUUUGUCAAUUCUCAAAUUCUUCUACAAAUCAAGAGUUGGGAAGACUACAGAGUCAGAGAAUGUGAAGCAGGAUAUCCGUAAGUUUGUCAGGGAUAUCCAUCAGACAGUAUCUCCUGAGAAGCUGCUGGACAAAGCCUUUUCCAUCCGUCUCUUCUCCCGGAAAGAGAUCUAUCUCUUGCAAAUGGCCAAUGAGGCAGUUCUGAAGCAGAAAGGAAUCACUGUCAAGCAUAAAAGUGUUUCACCUUCUAAAAGGAUGUUUGUGCACUUGGCUGUUGAUCCUGGGAAUUUCAAGUCAGAAAUUGUCACUGUGAAGGAGAUGAGAGACAUCUGGUCAUGGAUCCCUGAACGGUUUGCUCUCUGUCAGCCUCUGCUGAUUUUCUCUACUACACAACAUGGAUAUAGCCUGACAAGGCUUUAUUACCACUGUGAUGGACAUGAGCCAACUCUCCUUCUCCUCAAGACAACAGAGAAAGAGGUUUGUGGUGCUUACCUAUCGACAGACUGGAAGGAUCGAAACAAGUUUGGAGGAAAGCUGAGCUUCUUUGGGACCGGGGAGUGCUUUGUGUUUAGGCUGAAGCCAAGAGUUCAGCGAUACGUUUGGGUAGUGAUAAAGCACCCAGAACCAGUCAAGGAUUCAGCCACAGUUUUACAGCCCACAACUUCAGGUUCAAGUUCACAAAUGGAAGACUUGCAAAAUCCAGACCACCCCUCAAGUCGACUCUCACCUUUCUUGGCUGCUCGGCACUUCCAUCUUCCUUCAAAAACUGAAUCCAUGUUCAUGGCUGGAAACAAUGAUUGCAUCAUCAUAGGUGGUGGAGGUGGUCAAGCUUUGUAUAUCGAUGAGGACCUGAAUCGAGGCCACACAGGACACUGUGACACCUUUAACAAUGAGCCACUAUGCUCUGAAAAUUUCCACAUCUCUUCCUUAGAGGUGUGGGGCUUCUGGGAUGCUGAUAUACAAGACUAGAGAUGGCCACAAUCACCAGUCCCUGAACGAAAGACAAGGACAUUCAAGAGGAAGGUUACUCCAAGACUGACUUCCCCAUUUUCAAGUCCUGAGUUUGGACAGAAGCACAAGGCCCUAUGAUCCUUUGAGUGUCUUUCUCCAUCCUAGUUUUCUUUGAUGGUUACUGACCUCCCUAAAAAGUCAGCCUAUGGUCAAGAGAUCCUGAAACUUUCCUUCUCUUCAUCCCUCAGGACAUGGGUUACUUUGAGCUAGGGCCUCAUUUCUAGAGACAAACUCAAGCCUUGCCCCAAAAGGCUUAGAGAUUUUGGUGUAAUCCAGUAUCCCCUCUCCUUUUGUGACAGAACCAUGGGUGGUAUUGGGGGACAGAUAAAUAGCAGAGAUCACACUAUAUGAACUAAUUCCAAGGUUAUGCUUAGGCUCUCUGGCUGUUCUGAUGAUGGGCUGGUGGGGUAGGGAAAGUAACUUCUGUUCUAAGGGUAAUUCAAGGUGCAGAUGAACAAAGGCCUCUUUGUAUAAAUUCCUCUGUGAUUGUCUAAAGGUCACCAGGCUUUCCUAGAUGUAGCCAUUGGGGCCACCCUUUCCUCUCUCAAAUUAUAGGCUCAGAUGGGAACAAACCAUCUGCCCUACAGGCACUUUACCUUUCUGAGUUUGGGAGAAAACUCAAAUCCAAGAAAAAGAAGCCCUCAGAAGGGAUAGAAUUAACCCUAUAUACUAAGAUUAGCACUAUCUCCUCAAAUCCCUAACGUCCUCAUAGCUGUCUGAGUCCCCAUUCACCUUCCUCCUCCCUUGUCUAGUUAUCUUAGCUCCUUUAUACCCUCAAAAAAAAUCUCAAUAUGCCUGUGUAUCUGUUUCUUCCAUUAACACUGAAUCUAGCCUGA
This is a messenger RNA of Monodelphis domestica (gray short-tailed opossum), 3633 nucleotides long. NCBI's taxonomy places the organism in Eukaryota, Metazoa, Chordata, Mammalia, Didelphimorphia, Didelphidae. The record is from RefSeq and is a predicted model, not a curated record.